Folsomia candida is the source of this 2928-nucleotide messenger RNA. Its product is annotated as wiskott-Aldrich syndrome protein family member 2. NCBI's taxonomy places the organism in Eukaryota, Metazoa, Arthropoda, Collembola, Entomobryomorpha, Isotomidae. Bases 631 to 2487 code for a protein of 618 amino acids. The record is from RefSeq and is a predicted model, not a curated record. Gene Ontology annotation, cellular component: SCAR complex; cytoskeleton. Gene Ontology annotation, biological process: actin cytoskeleton organization; positive regulation of Arp2/3 complex-mediated actin nucleation. The transcript has 16 exons. Gene Ontology annotation, molecular function: actin binding; protein kinase A regulatory subunit binding; Arp2/3 complex binding.
AUUUAGAGGCACCGAGGAGAGAGAAUCGAAGAGUGAAGGAAUCUCUGAAAAUUAUCAUCCUCCUGAUUCUCAUCCGUUAACCACCACCACCACCGUCAGCAGGAGACGUCCAACUGUCAAUCCCCCUCUCUCCGCAAGAUAAGCACUAAUCGUCAAAUCAACACUGAAAAACUAGCUAAUUUUGUCGCCAAAGGUUUUUUAUCACAAUGUUCCUCACCAAGGAGGGAGUAAAUAGUACUCGUAGGAAGUUGAGUCAGUUCAUUACACACUGCUGCUAAACUUAAUGAUGUCAGUCAAUGUUUGUUUACUCAACACAAACCCACAAAAUUGAGCUCUUUAAACUAUAACUGUGAGUGAGAAGGGGAGUAAUGUGAGAGUGCUGCUAAAUACAGCAAAAACUAAUUAGUUUGUAGUUUGUGAAGGUGUAUGUGGUGAAUAUAAAACAUUAAACAAUAUUCCGUCCUUUCUGGCUAGCUCUGGCAUGACUGCGCCCCAACUUGAUACUUUUUAGCGAAAAAUUCAUUUGCUAAUGUCGGUUCGGUGACAACUGAUUACAACUGAAAUUAUGAGUGUGAUGUUUUGAUGCUGGAUAUUACUGGAAUUGGCAUACAUUAAAAACACGUUAAAAACAUGCCUCUCCCAAUGAGAAGGGUGGAACCUGUGCAUGUGUCCAGGGGAACAUUGCCAGAACGAUUUCGAAUUCAAAAUGACUUGGAAGCAGUGUCUAAUGGAACACUUGCGAAUGUCAUCGUACAACUGAGCUCAUUAUCGCAUCAUGCAGAAGAACUAUUUGGAAAUUUGAUAAGAGUUGAGAGUGAAAUUGCAAAUCGAGCAAAUAAUCUUCAAGCAAGAAUUGAUCGGCUUGCUGUGAAGGUUGUUCAAAUGGACAACAAUCAAGAUGAACUUGGCUCAAUGCAGGAAGCUCUCAACACCAAGCCGUUUCAAAGCUCAAUGUCGUUUGACCAACAAGUUGUGUCAAGAUAUUCCAUGCCAGCCGCAAUGCUUAAAACUUACAAAGUUUGCGAUCAACCUCCUCCACUUGAUAAAUUAAACGGUUAUAGAGACGAUGGAAAAGACGGCUUAAAAUUCUACACAGAUCCAAGUUAUUUCUUUGAUCUAUGGCGUCAGGAAAUGUUAAAAGAUACGGAUAAAAUUGUGAAAAAGCAUCAAUCUAUGGAGCUACACGAGCCUCACAAGCCAAAACAAGAGGGUGGACAAAAGCACAAAAAGAGGGUUCGACAACCUCCAAAUACCAGAGACCGCCAUAGACACAUUGCCAUCGAACAAGGGGAACACAUAAUGCAAGGUCAAGAAUACCAUCGUCCUGCACAGGAGGUUACCGAAGUACCCGAUGGAGUUAUUUAUCAGCAGGAUCCUAAUUCUGCAAUACACAAUAGACAACCACAGUCAGUCGCACGGUCUGGAAGCAUUGAAAUCGAAAAAGGCUAUUCCGAGUCACAAUACGGAAAUGGGAUGGAUACAAAUAGUCGUGGAGACUACCGGUCAAGCCACCUCCUGCAAAACCAAAGUUCGUCAAUGCUGAAUAGAAAUAUUAGUCAAAGCCAAUAUGAUUAUGAGUCUUACAACCACCAAGUUCACAAUCAGUCCCAGCAACGCUACUACCCGCACGUCACGCCUCCUCCGGCAUAUUCCGAUAUGUCAAGUCCAAGUCCAAAUGCUUACUCCAUUAGUUCGAGAUUCUCUAAUAGCGGAAUUGCUGCCAGCUCAACCCCUCGGAAUGGAACGCUGUCCAUAAAUGUCACACCAAGUUCAAAUAGCAUGACAAAUGGAUAUGCAUUCCGACCUUCACAACCUCCUCCUGCACCUCCUCCUAACUAUGUUGGAACACCUCCUAAUCUAAACUCGCAUUCUGCUGGAAGUGUAACUCCAACUCGUUCUGCAACACGUAUGAUGAGCUCCAGAGACACGCUACCUCCACCCCCUCCACCACCUUCAGAUAACGAACACAACCACAUAAAUGGGCAUCAUAAUGGGAUUUCAGUCAUGCCCCCACCACCCCCUAUGCAUGAUGAUGAACACGAGGAUUCGCUUCCUCCACCACCGCCACCUCCAGAUGCUUUACAUCAUCACAUGAAUAAUUCUAUUGAAAACCUUGCCCCUUCACCAGAUCUAGCACCCCCACCACCUCCACCAUUUCCGAUUGGCGAAGCACUGAAUAUUAACAAUUCAGAAAAAUGUAAUCUUUUAAGCAACGGAGGAAUAGGAAAGAAGCCAUUGGAAAAGAAAGUUAUCCCCGUUCCAGCUUGGGAUGGGCGAUCAGAAUUGCUCAAAGCUAUCCGUGACGGGAUCAAUUUGCGUAAAGUGGAGACAAAGAAGGAACCUAACGGUAAAGAAGAUAAGUCUGGAGGAACGUACGGAGAUGUAGCAUCAAUAUUAGCAAGAAGAGUCGCAGUUGAAAUGUCAGACAGUGAUUCAGGCUCAGGUAGUGAAUACGAUUCAGACCAAUGGGAUGAAGCUAGUGCCUGAUGACGCAACGCUAAUGAUGCCUAACGAAAAGGGCACUUACGAACGAGUUCCAUAUGAACAAAUAAUAAUAAUAAUACUAAAAGGAAAAUUGAUUUACCUUCCACAAGACUCAAUUACUACUCAAUUGAUAAAAAUUUAACGUAAUUUCAAAUCCCCCAUGGAUUUGGCUUUGCUAAAAGCAUUUUCUCUGGAAUUACUGUGUCGUCAGUAGAGUUUUAACAACGUUUAUGCCAAAUAGUUAUUACUCUGAAAAUUCAGACUAGAAAUUACUAAAUCAGCGCUGAUAUGAUGGUAAGCUUAUGUACCUAACCAUAAUAUUAUAGGAGCACUACUUACUCGUGUUACUAUUUACUGAAACAAGAAGAUAAUAAUAUUACGUGUUUGUGUUUUGUAUGCGACUAUGGAUAACAAAUGAAAUACAGUGCUUUGAGUCAGUCAUAA